Paramuricea clavata is the source of this 2998-nucleotide messenger RNA. The record is from the annotation of a GenBank genome assembly. Lineage: Eukaryota; Metazoa; Cnidaria; Anthozoa; Malacalcyonacea; Plexauridae.
AUGGCAGGCGUAUUAAGUGAUGCCAUGUCUGGUUUACACUUGAGGACAGUAUCUACCGUAGUCGUAGACCCAUUUAUGCCAGUAUUCAGAAACUUUGGCGUGGAGGUAGCCAACGAAAUCCUGUUUAUUAUUGCUGACCAAAAUCCGUGCCUUACUGGUCAACAAUUAUGCCAAGAAUUCGAGAGAAGGGUUGGCAGUGAACUUGUGCAUUUAGUUGGGAUUAAAGGACCGGAAUUUGUACGUUCGUCACCAGUUUUGUCUCACCAGUCUCUGACUUGGUCCUGGACGACACAGUCCUGGACGACACAGAUCGACCCAUAUCAACCAACAACGUGGUCUUCAUUUGUAUAUAUGGUUAAUCCAAAUGAAUCAUAUCGGCUUACGUAUGAUAACAAGUAUCGCGAAAUGCUUCUAAUUCAAGCCUGGAAAUUAAUCGAAACCAAUGGCCUGAUUAACGCUUGUUGUGAAAAUACCGGUAAUUCUGCAUUUCAUUUUCUUGUCGGUACACCAGGAGCAACCACACCAAACCUUGUUCGAUUGUUGUUGCAAGCUGGAGGCGAGGAGUUGGCUUUGAAAACGAAUCGGAAAGAUCAAAAUAUUUUACACGUAAUUGCUGGAAGAAUGCGUGCAGAGAAAAACAGCAAUGGAGAUUUGGUGUUUGGAAAUGAAAAAGUUGAACCAAUUGCAUGGACUGCUGAAGACCGAAAAUCGAUCUUGGAUGUUUUAUCCCAAGAAUUAUCUUCCAAUGGGCUUACUGUAUUAGUAAAGGCACAAGACGAAAUUGGCGACACGCCGAUUCAUGAAUGGGCAUUGUCCACAUCGACCACAGUUCAUGAAAGUUUGGAUGCUUUUCUUCCUAAUCCUAACCAUGAAAUAGAAAUUGCAUCACAGUUACUACAAUUUGGUGCUCAAUUACGGCUAGCAAACAAUACUGGACACGUACCAUUGCACUAUGCUUUCAAUACCGACGUGUUCGAGUUUCUAGUUCAACGUUGUGAUGUUUGUCACGUGAGAAAUGACCUGGACGAAACUCCACUUAUGUUCAUGAUAAAAACAAUCAUUAGACAGGCUCUAUCACAAACCUGCGUAAAUGAAUAUCCAGAGUUAGCCACAGAAUUUUUGGAAAGGGCGAGCCCAAAACCAGUGAGUGUGGAUGAAUUGACGCAUAUUCUUGACUUGUUCGAAGAAUGCGAAGAAGCCAAGAACACGGUUGGAAUUCCCGACAUCAAUGGAAAUUCCAUUUUUGAUAUUGUCUUGUCAAGCAUCAAAAUCGCUUCUUAUUGUUUUUUCAACCAUCCUAGAUUUGAUAAUUUGUAUGUCGAAGACAAAUUGUUGAAAGAACAAUCUUUAAUCCGUUUGAGACGUGAUUUAGUCUCGUUACUUGAAAUAAUAAUGCACACAGCACAACAAGACGAAAUUCGAAAUCCUUUCGCUUUGCAUACGUUGUUGAAUAUACAUCCAAGAAUUGGUGAUCUUGAAUGCGUCAACACAGCAAUUAUUGAAAGUCUAGAUGCACUUCUUCAACAAAGAGUCGAGGUGAACGCUGUAGAUAGACGGACAGACGCCUUUAGAUAUUGCAUGCACUUUUAAUUACAUUCAGCCACCAUUCUAUGACGAAAUCAUUAACAAGCUUGUUCAGAAUGGGGCUCGUCGUGCAGAGCCAUGUAAGCGUCAAGUAAGAUCUCGUUGUCCGGAAAGUCAUCUUCAAAAUGCAACGGACCUUGCUAAAACCAUAGGCACAGAGGACACCGUUACUGUUGUGGGAAAGUAUCGUUAUUUUCAUCACUUGCCAAUUGGAUCUGGAGCUUUCAGUUCAGUGUUCCUGGCAAUCAAAGAUGAGCAUUUGGACGAACGGUCUGGCAUUAUGCACUGUAAUUUGUUCGCUUUGAAACGGGUGGAAAAGGCGAAAGUCAAUCCAAAAGAAAUCACAAGUGAAGUCAAAACGUUAAUAUCACUUUCUAACAGGAAUGAGAAUAUCGUCAGAUAUUAUGGAUUAGUAGAACACUCGCAUGACAAGUUUUACCAGUACAUCUGUCUUGAAUUGAUGGACGGUGAUCUUGAAGAGUUUGUCACAAACGGUGUCAAUACAGCGUUAAGUGUGCAACUUAUGAAACAGAUUAUCAAUGGUUUAGAAUUUCUUCACGAGCAAGGGUUCAUUCAUCGCGAUCUCAAGCCUGGAAACAUCCUGUAUACAACAAACCCAACAUUGCAAUUCAAGAUCGCCGACUUUGGACUGACGAAGAAUAUAGACUCUAUAUCCAGUGCGAAUUAUGUUGCCAUGGCACCGGGUACGCGAUGUUGGAUGGCGCCAGAGCUGAUCAGCAUGAAAUCAACAGAGCAUACCCAACAGUCAGAUAUCUUUUCCUUGGGUCUGGUGCUCUAUUAUUUUUUCACUCUGGGCAAACAUCCUUUUGAAACAGGAACUGUAAUACCACCCUACGUUAUUGAACAAAGGAUCGUACAGACACAGGUUAUAUUCACGUUUCAUCCCGAAGCCGCUAAUUUUUUUCAGACGCUUUUGAGCAAAGAUCCUUCCAAGCGUACGCCAGCGAAAUUCCUCCACCAGCAUCCUUUCCUUUGGAGCGAGAGAAAAAAGAUCGAAUUUCUUAAAGCAGUUGGUGACCAACCAGAAGCUAUCAGUCCAACCAAACACCCCAACUCGCCAUUGGAGCAACGUUUGCAGACGACAAAAAUUGGCCAGAUAGUGCAGGUUGUCGAGUGGAACCUUCAUCCUCUAAUCUAUGCCUUGUUUGCAGAAAUCACCACAACUUGGAAACAAAAGAAGUAUAGAACUGAUGAAGUAAUCGAUUUGCUACGAUUUAUCAGAAAUGCAUACGCUCACAAGCAAGAAAGAUCGCCAGUGGCACAAGGGUAUCUUGACAGAAAUAUUUUCCUACAGUCAUACGAUUCUCUUGUUAUCGAUGUUCUUAGAGUGGUACAGGAUCUUGGUUUCCUUAAGUUAACGAUCCAAACCGUAGCAACAUUCAACAAGCCCUAA